ACACGAAUAGCCGCCCUCCCUGCGGUUCGUCUGUCUGAAAUAACGGUGUCCUCUGGCCGCUGCACCGUCUUGGCCUGACCGACCAUGAGUAAUAAACUGGUGGUGAGUUGAUCGUCCCGUCGCGAGCGUACCGGACACGCAGCUGUCCUUUCCCCCGCACGCGCCUCGCGCCUCCUCCUUCCUGACUCUUAUUACCUGUGUGCUAUGCUCUGUUCCCUGUCGUCGCCACGGCCGCACGGGAAACAGUCAUCGACAUAUCGCACAGUGAUCGACGAUGUGAUUAACAACGUUCGGCAAGACUUUGACGACAUGGGCAUCGAGAAGGAGGUGCUCGAAGAGCUGCAGCGGUCCUGGGAGAGCAAGAUCAUCCAGUCCCAGGUCGCCGAGUUCGAAGGUGCUCCACCAAUGCCGCCCAAGCCAUCGAGGCGGGCGAAACGCGAGCAGGAAGAGAAUGAGAGGCUGGAGAGGGAGCAACAACAACAACAGCAGCAGCUGGAUGUGGCAGGCGCCGCAGCAGGGGCAUACGCAGACGCAGACGAGGAGGAGGAUGGGGAACGCAAAGCCAAAAUGGCAAAAUUGGAUCACAAUACAGCAGCGACACGUGCCGUAGGUACAGAGACAGAGGGGCCAUCCGCCGCGCCGUCGAAUGAUAAUGGGGUAGUGGCGGCAGAGAGCAGCAAGGCCGGCGCAGCGAUUUCAUCAUCAUCUGCAACAGCAGCAGCAGCAGCAGGGAUGGCAGCCAAUAGCAACGGCAAGCGAAAGCGAUCACCAGGCGGCGCCGGCGUUGACGAUGAUGACGGCACGGAUGACGAUGCGCCUGUGACCGUGCCGUCUUCUUCAGCGCCCAAUGGGAGCAACGCACCAGAAGGAGCAGCCAACGAUGAAAUCGGCAGCGACCUGGACGACUCGGAGGAAGAGGAAGAUGCGGACGGUGGCGGUGCGGCCGGUGGUAGCGGGGCGGAUGGCGACCAGGAUAUAGUGCUGUGCCUGUACGACAAGGUCACGCGCACGCGCAACAAAUGGAAAUGCGUGCUCAAGGAGGGCAUCGCAUCUAUCGACGGCAAGGACUACCUCUUCGCGAAAUGUACCGGCGAGUUUGAGUGGUAGCCGUAGCGCCGGAUCACCAGAUGAGCCUUUCGCGUCGUUGGCACGCGCGAGGGCAUGCGCGCGCCAGCCUUGCUUAACUUUCUACGAAACACGACACCCGACGAAAAAGACACGCCGGACCCCAUGCAUUGGUAGUACCGUUGCUGUAAGCGAGCAUUGUCAUCAGCCAUUUGAUCAGAAGACGCUUUUGAGCAUGCCUCUCGUCUUCGUCACUUGGAAGUUUUAGCAAUAAAUUAGCCGAAUUAAAGGGGGUGACAAGAGUAUGCGAUGUCCCAAAAAGGAGCAACAGAGAAAUACACGUGUACACGUAGCCGUAGUC
Messenger RNA from Tilletiaria anomala UBC 951, 1426 nucleotides. RefSeq names its product transcription factor IIA, alpha/beta subunit. Gene Ontology annotation, biological process: transcription initiation at RNA polymerase II promoter; transcription by RNA polymerase II. The record is from RefSeq and is a predicted model, not a curated record. NCBI's taxonomy places the organism in Eukaryota, Fungi, Basidiomycota, Exobasidiomycetes, Georgefischeriales, Tilletiariaceae. Gene Ontology annotation, cellular component: transcription factor TFIIA complex. The transcript has a single exon. The coding region runs from base 205 to 1107 and encodes 300 amino acids.